Penicillium chermesinum is the source of this 705-nucleotide messenger RNA. RefSeq names its product SH3 domain-containing protein. Gene Ontology annotation, molecular function: protein binding. The coding region runs from base 1 to 705 and encodes 234 amino acids. The transcript is spliced from 4 exons. NCBI's taxonomy places the organism in Eukaryota, Fungi, Ascomycota, Eurotiomycetes, Eurotiales, Aspergillaceae. The record is from RefSeq and is a predicted model, not a curated record.
AUGGCUAGCGAUUUCUCCUCUGCCAUGACCGCGAGGUCGCUCCGCAUAGUCAAGACGGAACUCGAGUUUUUGGCCGACGCAUCGGUUAUUAGCCAGCAACAGCUCUCAUCACUUCUUUCCCAACUUCCCACCAACGAAAAUGCUGCUCGCUCCGUAUACCAGGCGCAGACUUCUUCAAGCCCCGCCUCGGUGGCCCCUCCAAGCUUCCAUGCGCAGCCGCCUCCUACCACGCCGAUGAACAAUUUGUCCUUGAAUGAGAAAGCACCCCUGCCGGAACCCGUUCGAUCACCCGUCCCUGUCGCUCCGCAAGCAUUCUCUCCUCCCCCAGUUCCUCCGCCCCAGGCAGCACCACCUCCUCAAGCUCCUCCGGUGCUAGCAGUCGCAACUGCACUCUACGCAUACACUCCCACCGACCCUGGCGACUUGGCGCUAAAUGUCGGCGACAAGAUUCAGGUGUCUGAGGGAUAUUCCCCCCGGAGCUACGUCAACGUCAUUGAUGAGAAGCCAUCCUCUGCAGCGGCCCCACCCAGUUAUGGAAAUAUGCCGAUGGAGGUUAGCCAAGGAGGCCAGCCUAGUACCCCGUCAGACCCGAGCAGCAACAAGUUCGCGCAGGGUGGGAAGAAGUUCGGGAAGAAACUCGGAAAUGCAGCUAUCUUCGGUGCUGGCGCUGCGGCUGGCGCAGAUCUUGUCAACUCUAUUUUCUAG